AUGGAAAUGGAGGAUUACGGAGGAGAAGAGUUUGUAUAUGAAUCAGACGAAUGGGAAGAUGGGGAAAUAGAUCUCCGAGAUGACGACGAAAUAGACAGAGAAAAAGAAAAGGAACUCCGAAUGAGAAAUCAGAAGACUAUUAUUUACUUAAAGUAUGUGGAUAAACACUUGAAGGGAAUGAAGAAAUUAAUCAAAGAAUUGGUAGAUUCUGAUGAAGCUGAGACAAUAGAUAAAUCUACGGCGGCUCGAAUGAUAGAUGUUUCCAGUACUUCUCGGUUCUUCUCUGACUUCAUGUCGAGUGAGACACCAGCUGAAACUUCUGAUAGUGAGGACGAGGCAAAAGAAUCCAACACAGAUUCUUCUGAUAUAUCGUCGAGGGAGAGUGUCUCCAAAAGAGUUCGAGUCAAUAAUGAAAACGAAGGAAUAUCAGAAAAACGUCGCCGAGUUGAUAGCAAAUAUCAAGGAGAAUCAGAUGCCCCAACCCCAGAAAUAAUUCCAAUUCCACGAAAGAAAUAUCCAUAUAUUCAUAAAGUUCUCGACUCACUCGGAAUAAAAGUCGAAAACGUACUGCACCUCUUUCAAUGUGAUCCCGGAUUGAAAUAUCUCCAGAAAAUAUUAGAAGGACACUUGUUUUCUAUAGCACAACGCUAUGAUUUCAGUACUCAGGAAAAUCGAAAGUUGUUCAUGGAUGAAUUGAAUAGAUCUAUGCCAGUGGACAAGCUCCUUUUCUACCAGCUUUUCAAUUGCAUGCCGAAGGAGGAAUUAAUGGAACAUCUUGCUAGAAUCUUACCGAACUCACAUGAAAUGACUCCAGAAGCAUGGCGUCUUCUCAUUAAAAUCUUGAAGUGUUAUCGCCCGGUUCCUGUGAAUUUGGGAGAAAAACCUAUGGAUAUUCCCGAUUUUCCACUUCCGAAAAUGAUGGAGCAACUCAUUGAUCUCCUACCUGAACGACUAGAACCCGAUCCACCAGUGAAUUCUACACGUUUCAACUUGCGACCAGAACCACUGCAUUCCGAGGGACACACCGCUAUUUUAACACUUUUGUCAAUCGCAGAUCCAGUUCCCAAGAAUGAUCAGCCACUUUUACCCGUCCGUAUCCCGCCGACACUUCCAGAACCACAAAACAUUCAGGCGACGGAUCUGGAACUUUGUGAACCAGUUAUUCGUUUACUUAUGGGUUUUGCAGUGGCAACUAGAUGCUCCAAGAUGAACGUGUUCAUACAUCGUUUGAAUGCUGAGGUGCAAAGAAAUUCAAGAAAGCAACUUAUGAUCCCACGAGGAUACGCCGACUAUGCACUACAAACCUUUGUCGAACUUUUGAUUGCUGGUUCAUCGGAAAUAGUUGCAGAAGGAAAUUCAAUAAAACUUUCAACCUUUCUCAUCUCACUUCGAAUGGGAUCAAUUCAUUUUCAACGUUUUAACAAUUUUCAAUCAGUUUUGAUGUGUGCAUCCGUCAGCGGAAAUAAUACCAAAAAGAGACUUCCACACGAUUGUAUGUAUUAUUGGUUUUCCUGGUGUUACAACUUCCUCGUUUCGGAAAUUAGAAAACUUUCCUAA
Messenger RNA from Caenorhabditis remanei, 1557 nucleotides. RefSeq lists its product as uncharacterized. The coding region runs from base 1 to 1557 and encodes 518 amino acids. The transcript is spliced from 6 exons. The record is from RefSeq and is a predicted model, not a curated record. NCBI's taxonomy places the organism in Eukaryota, Metazoa, Nematoda, Chromadorea, Rhabditida, Rhabditidae.